This is a messenger RNA of Penicillium arizonense, 918 nucleotides long. RefSeq lists its product as uncharacterized. The record is from RefSeq and is a predicted model, not a curated record. Lineage: Eukaryota; Fungi; Ascomycota; Eurotiomycetes; Eurotiales; Aspergillaceae. The transcript has 2 exons. Bases 1 to 918 code for a protein of 305 amino acids.
AUGCCGUCUGUUGCCACCCUCAUUCAGGGCGUGGCUCUUGCUACAUCCGCAUAUGCUGUCGAUCCUGCUGCGGUCUAUAGCGGUGGCUAUACCUCUUCCAGUGACGUCUUGCUUCGAAUCGGCAAUGGCGGCGCCGGGCAAAGCGGUCUGAUUGAAAUCCUCGCCAACGAGUUCAUCAAGUCCAGUGUCAGCAACGGCUCCAAUCCCUUCAAAGUCGCCUGGUAUAAGAGCGACACCACCGAGUCCAUCAACUACCUCAAGGACGACACCGUCGAUAUCGGAAUCACGUACACCCCAUCAGCCGAGCAGAUCGCCAUCAAUCAAGGCAUUGCAAAGUCCCCCGCAUGGUACGCCUGGCGCGACCACUUCCUCCUCGUCGGUCCGCAGUCCAACCCAGCCAACCUCUCCAAGAGCGAAGAUAUCAGCACCAUGUUCUCGAAUAUCUAUGAAACCGCCGAAGAAGGAACUUCAGACCCACCCGUGCGCUUCCUCACGCGCUACGACAAGUCCGCAACAAAUAUCAAAGACUCUCAGUUGUGGAUUGGUAUCGGUCAAGUCCCCUGGGCUACUGCUUACUCUAAAUGGUACCACCAGUACAUUGCGUACCCAAUUCAGGCUUUAACUGCUGCUAUCUUGUUGGAUGAGUACACCAUCACUGAUCGUGGUACUUAUCUUUCCAUCUCUACCGUGCUGCAGAACCAGACUACCAUCUAUAAGGCAGCUACUGAUGAAGCCUCGGACCCGCUUCUUAACCCUGCUCAUAUGCUUGUUGGCAAGAAUGCUAAGAAUGAGAAGACUGCUGAUCAAUUUGUGCAGUGGGUUAUUAGCGAUGAGGGCCAGAACGUUAUCACUGGUUUCAAGAAGAAUGGUCAGCAGCUAUAUACCGAGGCUCCUGCCAACAAGACAGCUCCGUUCUAG